AAAAUAAAUAAAUAAAUAAAAUCCACCAAAUUCUGUGGUAGGCCUUCGACGGACGCACAAAGACUCAAAUAGCCUUUCCCCUUUUCACCCGUCAUGACUUGUGAGCUUUGACGAGGUGGUGGAUGGAAUGGCCUCGCCGUCGUCCCCUAGCCGCCGGCUCGCCGGAUCCCUAGUCCUGCGGCCAGGCGCGGAGGGGUCUCUGAUCCCGGGGCUCCCGGACGACGUCGCGGCCGUCAUCCUCUGCCUGCUCACGUUCCCCGAUCAGUCCCGCCUCCGCGCCACCUCCCGCGCGUGGCGGCUCCUCCUCUCCGCCGCGACGCUUCUCCCGCUCCGCCGCAGCCUCCGCCUACCUUCCCGACACCUCGUAUGCCUUUUCCCCACCGACCCAUCCCUCGCAUCUCCCAUCCUUCUCGACCCCGCUGCCCCCACCGCCUGGUGGCCGCUCCCGCCGAUCCCCUGCUCGCCGCAGCUAUACGGCCUCGCCAAUUUCGCCGCAAUCGCUGUCGGGAGCCACCUCUACGUCCUCGGCGGUUCUCACUUCGACGCCCGGAGUUAUCCCCUUGGCCACCCCUUACCCUCCGCCGCCGCCUACCGACUCGACCUCGCUCUCUCUCGCCACCGCUGGGAGCGCCUCCCGGACAUGCACAUCCCUCGCGGGAGCUUCGCCUGCGCUCCCGCGCCCGGCGGCGGGGUCGUCGUCGCCGGCGGCGGGUCCAGGCACCCGACGCUCCCCUCCUCUGGCAGCCGCACAAGCAGCACCGAGUGGUACGACGCCGCCACGCGUACGUGGCAUAUGGCCACGGCGAUGCCCCGGGAGAGGGCCGGGUGCGUGGGAUUCGUGGCGCACGGGGCAGGGGGUGUGGGAGAGGAUGAAUUCUGGGUGAUGGGAGGGUACGACAGGUAUACCACAGUGGGGGGAGUGGUGCCCAAUGACCUGUACUGCCGGGACGCCAUGGCGCUCGGACUGUGGAGCGGGAAGUGGAGGGAGAUUGGGGAUAUGUGGGUGGACGGGGAGAGACGUCGACUCGGGCCGGUGGCCGCCAUCUCUGCAGAGGAUGGGAGGGUUACAGAUGUGUUCAUGCUCGACGGAGACGAUAUCUUCAGGUAUGACUUUGCUUCAAACGGGUGGUCGAAGGAGGUUACUUUGGGGAGAAAGAUCCCAGAGACUGAGUUGUGUGGCUUCGUAUCAUUGAACGGUGAACUGCAUGUGCUUAAAUCUGCCAAACUUCCUGCCGAAACAUUCCAUCCUCGGAGGCAGUUAAAGAAGAGGCUGGCUUUGGAGUUUCAGGUCUAUAACCCGCUGGCAAGGAAAUGGAGAGUGUUCACCACAUAUCCCCCCGUCAGCGUACCCAUCGAUUUCAGAACUGCAGCUCUUUGUACAGUUGAGUUGUAGGGCUGCUGCAUGGUGCUCGUCAUCUACUGUACAGAUUCAGAUAGCAGGGGUGCUAUCGCUUGCAAAUUUACAUGUAAAUGACGAUCAACUUUCUAAUGAUCUCGGUGGAUGCCGGAGACUGUUGCGAGUACUUUGCAUUGUUAAACUCGUUUAACCGUUUGUAGAAAUAAUACUGAACGGUGCACUAUAUAUAUAAAUCAGGCACUGCGACAUGUGGUGUAAGUAUGCCCGCGUUCAAAGCUUGUAAAUACUACAUUGUUUGGUGAUAAUCUGCAGUACGCUUCUGGUUGUGA
Messenger RNA from Hordeum vulgare subsp. vulgare (domesticated barley), 1686 nucleotides. Its product is annotated as F-box/kelch-repeat protein OR23. The record is from RefSeq and is a predicted model, not a curated record. Lineage: Eukaryota; Viridiplantae; Streptophyta; Magnoliopsida; Poales; Poaceae. Gene Ontology annotation, molecular function: protein binding. The transcript has 2 exons. Bases 128 to 1393 code for a protein of 421 amino acids.